Messenger RNA from Emiliania huxleyi CCMP1516, 2181 nucleotides. RefSeq lists its product as hypothetical. Bases 1 to 2181 code for a protein of 726 amino acids. Gene Ontology annotation, cellular component: cullin-RING ubiquitin ligase complex. The record is from RefSeq and is a predicted model, not a curated record. Lineage: Eukaryota; Haptophyta; Isochrysidales; Noelaerhabdaceae. Gene Ontology annotation, molecular function: ubiquitin protein ligase binding. The transcript is spliced from 3 exons. Gene Ontology annotation, biological process: ubiquitin-dependent protein catabolic process; protein ubiquitination.
AUGCAGGGCGCCACCGCUCAACGCGUGCCGAAGCGCCUCCUCGAUGAUGUGUGGCGCGCGCGCGCCACGGACGACGACUGCGCAAUCUGCCUGGAGGCCCCGGCGCAGCCGCUGAUUUUGCUCUGCGGGCACAUGUUUUGCCUCGACUGCUUCCAGACCUACGCCACGCACACGCGCGAGUACGACGACGAGUGCACGCGCUGCCCGACCUGUCGGAGCCCGCACGCGCCCCCGCCUGUCGGCCAGGUCGAGGCGGAGCAGGUCGAGCACGGCGAUGCGCUCUUGGCGCGCGCCAUGCGCAUGGAUCGGAGCCGCCCCAACUUCUUGCCGCUCCUCGAGGGGGCGACCCGCUUCUACGUCGCGGCGCUGGACUUGCACCCCUACUGCUCGAGGGCGCACGCCAUGAUCGGGUGGUGCCGGCAGCUCGCAGGAGAGGACUCGCUUGACGCGUUCGAGGACUCGGCGCGCGCUUGCCAUGGCGCUCUGCCCGCGUUUGCCAUCGUGACCCUGUGGAACCAGACGAUCCUCGACUGGCUCGGAGAGAGCGAGAGCGCCCAGCGCAUCGAGCUUGUGCGAGCCGGCGCGCGGGCUUGCAGCUGGCCGCAGGCUGUCCAGCGGGAGGCGGCAGGGACGGAGCUCUCUGUCGCGGAGAACGCCUACCGCAAGGCCUGCAGCGCCUUUGAAGACCUCACCUUGCCUCGGGUGCACGAGCUGCACUACCACCGCAUGGUCGAGCUGUUUAGCCUCGUCCCGAUCGGUCUGCCGCCGAUCGCAAACAUCGUGCACAAGCACAUCACCGACGCCGGCCUCGCGCUGGUCAAGAAGCAGUCAGCCAACGCCGAGGGCGACCUGAUGGCGUACGUGCAGGAGCUGCUCGAUCUCGACGGCGUGUACAGCGAGAUCAUCGGCUCGACGCCAGGCGAGGGCUACUUUAACGGCGACGCGACGUUUCUCAAGGCGGCGAGGGAGGCUUUCGAGGAGUUUGUCAACAAGGACAUCGGCAAGAGCGCCACCGCCGAGCUGCUCUCCAACUUUUGCGACAACCUGCUCAAAAAGUCGGGCGAGCGGCUCUCGGACGAGGCGCUCGAGGACAAGCUCGAGAAGGUGGUGCGGCUCUUUGGCUAUCUGUUCGACAAGAACAUCUUCUCCCAGUUCUACAGGAACCAGCUCGCGAAGCGGCUGCUCCUGGCGCCCUCAGAGGUCGAUAGCGCAGAGCGCUCGAUGAUCGCCAAGCUCAAGCUGCGCGGCGGCUCGCAGUUCACUCACGACAUGGAGGGCAUGAUGACCGACAUGAGGUUGUCGCAGGACAUCCAGUCCGCCUUCGCCGAGCACGUCAAGGACAAGGAGCUCGGCACCGACCUGAGCGUGCAGGUGCUCACCACCAAAUUCUGGCCACAGUACAAGUCGGACGAGCUCAAGCUGCCAAAGGAGAUGCUGCAGUGCGUCGAGGCCUUCAAGGCCUUUUACGACUCGCACACCAAGCACCGCCGGCUGCGGUGGGUGCACUCGCUGGGCUCGGCGACCGUGGUGGGCAAGUUCACGGCCUCGGGGAAGAGCAAGGAGCACGACCUGCUCGUCUCCACCUACCAGGCCUGCAUCCUGCUGCUCUUCAACGAGGCGGACUCGAUGGCCUUCUCCGACAUUCAGGGCCGCCUCAACCUGCCCGCCGAGGAGCUCAAGCGCUGCGUGCUCUCGCUCUGCGGCGGCAAGUACAAGAUCCUGACCAAGGAUCCGGCCGGCAGGGAGGUCGCGCCGACCGACACGCUGAGCUACAACGCCACCUUCUCCGACCGCGCGCGGCGGAUCAAGGUGCCGAUGAUCGCCGCCAAGAUGACGCAGGAGGAGAAGGACGCGGCGCUGAAGCAGGCGGAGCUGGAGCGCAAGCAUGUCGUUGAGUGGGGAAUCAUCAAGGUGAUGAUGCGCGAGAAGCGGGUGGAGCACGAGGAUCUGGCUGAGAAGGCGCAGGCCGUGAUCAGAACGAGGCCGAGCUGGACCACGAGCUGGACCAACUUCACCCUGGCGAGGGAUUACUUCGACGCGAUGGUCGUGGACCUCAUCCGCCGGGAGCACCUGGAGCCCGAGGCUCCCGAGCAUCCUCCCGGGAGUGGCAGCUUCUACAAGACGUCGAGCGACACCGGUGGCAGUGCCACCCAGGAGUGGUCGGGCGGUCUCCCGUCAUGA